Molecule: messenger RNA, 645 nt
Organism: Fusarium fujikuroi IMI 58289
Lineage: Eukaryota; Fungi; Ascomycota; Sordariomycetes; Hypocreales; Nectriaceae
Exons: 1
Coding region: 1-645 (214 amino acids)
Source: RefSeq, a predicted model, not a curated record
AUGGGCAUUUUCGACUUCAUACACCGAAAUUUCCCUCCCGCGCACCCUAAUGCUCCCCCUCCUUCCUACCAAGAUGUUGCAGCACCUAGGUCAUGGAAGGUUCAUCUCAAGUUUGGAUCUGACCCCGACCUGUUAAAGAGGGCAACCCCGCAGGUGAACCUGACCAUCGGCUGGCAAGCCCACCUCAUACUUUACACGUCAGAUAUCGUCGGCUUAAUGAGGGAAGGGCUGUACGUGUCUCAAAAGAACGUCAUCGUGGAGGAGAGUUGCUUAGCCCUACGUCCCCACGAGCAGGAGCACAAGACCUACUACCAUGACCGUCAUUUUACUCUUACCGGCCCCAAUUGGAAAGGGAAUUUAGUGGUUACUACGUUCAGUGGCCCUAUUGCAACUAACUUCCGCGUGGAGCAUCUUUCAGCAGAUAAAGUGUUUCACUGUGAUGCAUCGGAUGUUUCUAAGACGCCGCAGUGCUGGGCAUACUAUUUUAUGAUAGAUAGACCUCACGUCAACGCAAAUUACAUCUUGGACGACACUCCUUUGGAAGGCUUAUGGCCGUGGCCUCGGAAAGAACCUAGCCCCCAAGGAAUGGAAAAGGAAAGGGAGCAGGAGGGAACUGAGGAAGGCGAUAUGCUCGACCUGCUAUGA